Molecule: messenger RNA, 1583 nt
Organism: Hyalella azteca
Lineage: Eukaryota; Metazoa; Arthropoda; Malacostraca; Amphipoda; Hyalellidae
Exons: 1
Coding region: 246-1307 (353 amino acids)
Source: RefSeq, a predicted model, not a curated record
AGUGGUAAUGAGAGGAGAAUACGGAGCUGGGUUGUGGAAGCUGAGCAGCGAAGCAAUUCAUCGUCAUUGGAGUCGCCACAUUGAGGGGGAGAGAGGCAAGGGUAGAGGGCAACCCUUGGCUACAGUUCUGCUUCAGUCCGCGACGAGAGCUGCCGCCUGUAACAUCUCGCGGUGAUUUUACUUGCAAGUGUUUAUAGACGGGACCUGCUUAGGAAUUGUCCGCUGUUGGCACGAGCAUCGACGACAUGUCUUAUUUUAGGAGACCCAACCCGAAGAGCAAUUGGACGAGGCCAAAGCCCAAGAUUUAUGACUGCAAUGCUCGAGAUCUCGAGAAGUUCUAUCAAGACUCGUACAGUGAAUAUCUGAGUACCAAAAGUGAUCGUCAAGCCCGUGAUCUCGAUAGAGAACGACGUGGAGAUGCAGAACAACUUUCGCGUAGAUUUGAACAGCGAAGAGCAUCAUCGCUGGUGUAUGGAGAGGAUGAUACUCCCAGGACACAUCGUUUCAUUCCUAAUCGACAAACUUCGAAUGAUGGAACAAAUGAACAUUCCUUUCUGCGCUCCAGACUAGAAAGUUCUUUAGAAGAUGGAUCUGGACUAAGUAGCAGGGCUGCGGAUAGUAGAUCCUCAACGAGUGCAACUCGUCAUGUCUCUUUCAGCAGCACACUGAAUGCUCCCGACGCAAAUGCUGAAAUGGCAAGCAUUGAGACCCGCUUAGAGAGGCUUCGGAAGUUAAGAGAGGAUCUGGGACUACCAGCAGAAGCUCCUGGCAGUUCGUCCUAUUCUAAUUCAACAAGUUUGAGCAGAUCUUCUGAAAACGAAUCCAGUGGACGUGAAAAUAGUCGUUGGACCAGUUCAGUAUCAGCUCGUUCCAACAGUUGCUCUCGGGGAUCGCCCACUCAAACCUCGUCGACAACAUAUUCUUCAACUCGAACGGAAAAAAGUUCGAACCAUCGAAACGGUACUGAAGACAUGGCAUCAGGGUACAAGCCCAGAUCUAGCAAAACGACUGAAGAGUCAUCGUUCAAAGGAAGUUCACGCUCGUCUAGAAAUGCCAGCAGUGGGCUAGGGGAUCAAGCUUCCAGUUACUCGUCCAAGUCCAGUUACAGCGCUGGAGGAGACACCAACGGUUAUAAAGACUCGUACGAAAGCUCCUACAGUACGCGCAAAAACCGCGGAGUAGAGAAGCCUUCCCUCGAAGGAAUUGAUCUGGGCUUUGAUGAUGACGCGCUUCUGUUAGACGUAAAGAAGAAGUUUCCUUCUUCGUCUGAAAUCCUGGAGCGCAUCAAAAAUAUGGAUAUUGAUUAACGAUUCUUUUUUAGAAGCCUGAUAGUUUAAUUAUCUGGCACACGUUUUUUUACGAAAUAAGUUUCUUGUAAAUGAUGAUUUGAUACACUAUAGCCAAUUGUCAAGCUGGAAAAUUUUUUGCAUGAACAUUUAUUUUCAUUGAAUGCGUGUGAUUUUGUGGAUUUAAUCUUCCGUGGAUACCUGUCCGAUGCGCGUUAAAUGUUAUUGAACGUUGUGUUUCAAGCCAUGCAUUGACUUUAUAAAAGCACUAUGCUUGAGAAGUGACCGCAAUUUCUG